Messenger RNA from Insectozyma verbasci, 1074 nucleotides. Lineage: Eukaryota; Fungi; Ascomycota; Pichiomycetes; Serinales; Debaryomycetaceae. The record is from the annotation of a GenBank genome assembly.
AUGUACAAUUGUAGAAAUAUAGUUUCAAGGAGGUUUAAAUCAAUAAACUAUUUAACUUCAUCUGUACCAACUAAUAUUACAACUAAUAUUUACAAAAAUAGCCUUAAAUCGAAUAGUAACGAACAUGAACAUGGACAACGGACCAUUACAACUGAUUUAUCAUAUCUACAAAAACAAAUUAUUAAUCCGCUAGAAUUAAAUUCUGUAUUUCUUAAUGAUGGUUAUGAAAAUUUUACAGAUCAACAAAGAUUAUUUGCUAGUAAUUUUUUCACUAAAUCUAAAAUUAAUUUAGAUUGGACUUUGGCUGAUUUUAAUCAAAUUCCAGAUAUAAAAUAUAAAAUACUAUUAACAGAAAGAAAAGAAACAAUUUCAAAUUUACCUUCUAAUAAAUAUGCUGAAAAUUUAUCAAGAUCAAAAAAAACAUUUGGUAUAAAGCCUGAAUUACUUAAAGAAUCACCCGAAAUUUUAAUUAUGGGUCAUACAAAUGUUGGAAAAUCUUCUUUAAUCAAUACAUUAUUAAAUAAAUCAUCAACUAGUUUACGAUCUGAUCAAUUAGCUUAUGUUUCAAAACAAGCAGGUUAUACAAAAACUUUAAAUGCGUUUAGAAUUUCAAAUAAAUUUAGAUUUAUUGAUAGUCCUGGUUAUGGUAAAAAAGGUGAUCCAAUUCAAGGUAAAUUAGUAAUUGAUUAUAUUACAAAUAGGCAUUUAUUGACAAAAAUCUUAUUAUUAAUUGAUUCAAAUAAAGGUUUUCAAUUACCUGAUGAAAUUAUUAUAAAUCAAUUAAUAAAUCAAGGAAUACCAUUUGAUAUAGUGUUUACCAAAGUUGAUGAAGUAUUAUCAUCAUUCAUUCCAAAGAAAUAUUUUAAAGAAUUAAAUGCUAAUACUUUAAUUGAAGAAUCAAAUGAAAAAAUAUUAAAUUAUUUUAAUAAAUUAAUUGAUAAUUCAGGUUUAAAAAACAUUUCAAUGAUACCAAGAUUUAUGUUCAAUAAUGCAAAUAGCAACAGAUGUAUUCGAAAACCACUAGGAAUCAAUGAUAUAAGGUGUAAUAUCCUUGAAAGUUGUCGAUUACUAUAA